Messenger RNA from Xiphophorus hellerii (green swordtail), 2676 nucleotides. RefSeq names its product EF-hand domain family, member D1 (gene efhd1). Lineage: Eukaryota; Metazoa; Chordata; Actinopteri; Cyprinodontiformes; Poeciliidae. The coding region runs from base 73 to 774 and encodes 233 amino acids. The transcript has 4 exons. The record is from RefSeq and is a predicted model, not a curated record. Gene Ontology annotation, molecular function: calcium ion binding.
GGCUGAAAACUGUCUGAACUGUCUGACUCCAUUUUAAUUGACUGUUUCUGUGAGAGACGUUAAACCUUCAGCAUGGCAUCUGAAGAGCUUGCUAAGAAGUUGCAGUCGCGACUGGCUGCUGCGGAAGAGGCCGAGGAGAGGCCCGAGACCGAACAGAGUCCGGUUCCGGUCCAAUCCGAGGAACCCGAACAUGGCUGUGGAGAUACACCGUCCGAGCUGGCGACGAAACUGAACCGCAGGCUGGACAUUAACGACGGAAAUGCUCCUUCUCGGGCGAGUCGUGUUUUUAACCCUUACACUGAGUUUAAAGAGUUUUCUCGCAAGCAAAUUAAAGACAUGGAGGCGAUGUUUAAACGGUUUGACACGGGAAAAGAUGGCUUCAUCGACCUGAUGGAGCUGAAGAUACUGAUGGAGAAGUUGGGAGCUCCGCAGACUCAUUUGGGCCUGAAGAACAUGAUCAAGGAAGUGGAUGAAGAUUUUGACGGCAAAUUGAGCUUCAGAGAGUUCUUGCUGAUCUUCCGUAGAGCUGCAGCCGGAGAGCUGCAGGAGGAGAGCGGCUUGAUGGCUCUGGCCAGGCUGUCUGAGAUCAAUGUCUCCACUGAAGGGGUCAUGGGGGCCAAAGACUUCUUUGAGGCCAAGGUUCAGGCUCUGUCCCAGAGCAGCAAGUUUGAAGCAGAGAUUCGAGAAGAAAAAGAAGAACGCAAGAAGCAGGAGGUGGAGAAGAAGGAGCGGCAAGCUGCCUUCAAGCAGCUGCAGUCUGCCUUCUACUCAUGACCGCCGCGGCUUGACCUCAAGCAAAUCCAUUUUGAAAUUUAAAACGAGCUCACCACUACACUCACACUGUAAGAAGCAACAUAACUCAGAACAAUAAGGUUUAAAAUCCGAAAGGAAAGUUGAAUAAACGCAUUUCACGCUAACAUAUUUGAAACUAAAUUUCCUGUGAAAUCACAGGCCACUCUUACAUAGUUUCUGCAGGUAUUCAACAAAACCAUAGCUUCGGAUGCGUACGAUGAUUCCUGAUAUCUUUUAAGCUUCUGUAAAUCUGAAUGGCUAACGCUGCGUUUCUGUGAAUUUGUUGGAAGAUUUCACCCUGAGGGAACUCUGAAUUAUUUUUAUUCAUUCUUUCUACACUGUGCUGCUUGUGAAAUAUGUUUAACAUUCCAGUUUUUUCAGGGUUUGUUUCACCUGAUGUUGUUUACCCUAAACACGUUCCUAAUUUUAGUGUGAAUUUCUCUACCUUAACAUUUCCUACAAAAAAAAAGAAGAGUGUUAAAAGUAAGUUAACGAAGCACUAACACCACAUUGAGAGUGUAUGUUUUUGAACAAACCACUCCUGCGUUUGUUGGCUUCCAGUAUUUCUCUGAGAGAAUUAACAAAAUGCGUUUGGCAAUGAUUUGGCGAUAUAAAAAAUCUCCCAUCUUUUUACUGUGAGGGAUUUUCUUUGCAUUCAUUGGAACUGAUUUCACCUGUCAGAACAUCACAGGUGUUGAUGACGCUACGCUACUUUUACUAAAAGUGAUGUUUAAUUCCACAGAAGGUGUUUGAAACUUUGACCUCCUUUAUCGCAGAGUUUGCUUGAAAUGACUAAAUCCUAGCACAAAGUUUAUCAUUCAGGCUCUAAGACUUGUGGUUUGUAUCCCACAUAGUGGAUUCCCUCAACACACAUCUCAUGCAUUUUGUGCACAUAAAGCAAUGUGAACAUUGGACUGCAUUUUCGGACAUUAUUUCAGUUAUACUGAGGAGCUAACCCAGGGUUAAGCUGUGUCCCUGCUGUGCUAAACAGGUACAGAAUUACAGGGUCUGUUAGUUUUAGGCUUGAUGUGAAUCAACCUGUGUAUCCUUACAAUUUGAAAACACGUAUUUCUAUUUUUUGGGUAUGUAUGAACGAGGCUGUGACUAUAGGCAUGAAUGUCAUGCGAUAUUCGGAGUCGUCAUCACCUGAUGACGUAAAAGAUUAAAGACGUAAAUAAGUUCUGAGAAGCAGUCUGUCACAGUGGACUAGUGAUCACAGGUUUCAUUUUUAAAAGCACAUUCAGCAUUUGUUGCACAAUUUAGAAAAUGCUUGGUGGAACUAAAAGUAAUUGUUGGGGUUGGAGUAAUCUUCGGACUCACCCAGUCUAGAUCUGGUUGGAAGUCCGGCUCACUGGUGUACCGCUGCAAUGAAAAGCUAGAUUUCUGCAUGAUUUGUUUUCAGCCAAUAGGAAGGGGUCUUUGGCCUUUUGUCACAGUCGAUGCUUCACAUUAUAGAUGAUUGAUGAAUUCUAUUUCGUCAAUAGAAUUGAGCUAGCAGAAAGCAUGACCUUCCUGAAGUGGGAUGCAGCUGUUAUUACCUGUGUAUUUGUUGCCAUGACGUCACAAUCUGCUGAAAAUAAAUUCCAUUUCAAUUCCACAGACAAGAGCUGCGAGGUUCUAGUAUUAACUGUAGUGUGUCCAUAGCAACGUGUAACAAUUCCAAACUGAUACAAUGUUUAAUGUAACUUUUCCAGUACUCAUUGUGUAAAGGUGUUUCUUUUUUUUAAGGUUAAAAUCUUCUUCUUUGUUUGAUUUAUCAGAGUUAUAUGAUGCCAAAUAAUAAAGUGGUAAGUGAAAUAUAUUUUUAGGCAAUUGUAAAGAAUAUGUUCUACCCUGUGUGGAAUGAAACAUUUUAACUUUAAUAAAGGAAACUUUAAAUCGUUA